AUGACAGACUGGGGCGCCGAAGCAACCAUCGGGUUUGGCGGGCAGAUCCUGUUUGACGCUCUGGCCACGAAACUCGAUGCACCCAGAGAUUCAGCAGAGUACAAGACCGCUUACAAAUUGGUCUGGCGGCUUUUGAGCCGGUCGAGCAUGCAGAAAAUCACCCACGGCAAGAACCUGACCAAGACGCCUGCAUUGGGAGCUCUCUGGGACGAAGAGACCAACAAGGACAAGGACCACGAGCCUGGCACUUUUGCUGAGUUGCUUAGGUACGGAAGCGUGCACUUUGAACAGACGAGGGAGCGCAUCGAAUACCUGGAGGUCCAGAGGCCGGCCGAGACGUUCAAGAAGGGCUUGCUAGAGCCUUAG
Molecule: messenger RNA, 366 nt
Organism: Exophiala dermatitidis NIH/UT8656
Lineage: Eukaryota; Fungi; Ascomycota; Eurotiomycetes; Chaetothyriales; Herpotrichiellaceae
Exons: 2
Coding region: 1-366 (121 amino acids)
Source: RefSeq, a predicted model, not a curated record